Messenger RNA from Hylaeus volcanicus, 4019 nucleotides. It is a transcript of the gene mas, whose product is annotated as protein masquerade. The coding region runs from base 666 to 2924 and encodes 752 amino acids. Gene Ontology annotation, biological process: proteolysis. The record is from RefSeq and is a predicted model, not a curated record. The transcript has 11 exons. Gene Ontology annotation, molecular function: serine-type endopeptidase activity. Lineage: Eukaryota; Metazoa; Arthropoda; Insecta; Hymenoptera; Colletidae.
UGUAACACAAUGUAAAAUUCGGUGCUUUCCAACUAUGCGCAGCUAAAAUGCUGUGCAUGGCGUGGCCAGGCAAGGUCAAGGUGUCGAUGAAUAAGAAUUAUUUUAAAACGCUAAAUAAUGAAAGUGUACACAUAUUGUCAGAGUUUUUGACUGACAAACUAUCUGAAAGCUUGCGAGAGUAAAGGUAUCGGCAUCGAUGAAUGACCUUGGAAAUAUUUUAAAACGCAAUAUAAUGAAAGGGUACUCAUAAUAUUGUCAGAGUUUUAAAUUGACAAAUUAUCUGAAAGUCUGUGAGAGAGAAAGUAUGGGUAUUGUUGAUCUAAGAAUGCCUUGCCUUGCCACGCCAAGCACAGCAUUUUAGCUGCACAUAGUUGGAAAGCACCGAAUUUUACAUUGUGUUACACAGCGUAGCAUUGCACUGUGUUGAAAACCACCUCCAUGUACUGGCAGCUCAUUUUGAUUUCACAUCUUUUUCUACUUUCUUGUAGUUUUUUAUGGGGAUCUUCUAUUCUAUUCUAUUCUAUUUUUCAAUAAUAACUCCUUGAGUCCUCCACUUUUUCAUGUACUUGGCGUAAUUUUGUUACUUUUUUGAAGUUUUUAAUGAGUUAUUAACUAACCUACAAUGUAUACAAUGCAAUUUUUUAUAAUUAUAUUUUCCCUCUUGGAUGUUCAUAAACUUUUAUCCCUUUCGCCUCGAUCGUUAUAAGAAAAAAAAACGUGAAGUAAUAAACUGGAAAUUAAGUUUAUUAGACUCCAUAACAAGUACAGCCAACAGUGCAGAUUGUCCAGGAGUAUGUGUCCACGCGUUUGCAACAUUAAUAUGUUACGAAGUUCUCGAGCAUGUACAAUGCCCUACCAGCAUGAGAUGUUGCAUCGAAGCACCUAUAAAUGGUACCUCAACGUCUUCUGAAAACGUUCUCGAUGACGAUAGUCAGACACCAACUAUAAUUACCACCGUGAAGACGUCGACGAUGGGACCUGUAAACACGACCACAUCCUCAACGAUUACACCACCUACGACUGCUUCGUCAAUUGCUACAAAGACUACCUCUAGUAAUCAGAUGGAAACAACCGACAAGAAUUCGACAAAAACCUGUUCAGGGAUUUGCAUGGCUGAGAGAAUUGCCGAUUACUGUGAUGCUGUUCUGGUGAUAGACUCUCUGUGCAAGCCAGGAUAUAAGUGUUGCGUAUCUAGGGAUGCGUUUGGAGAUACUCCUCCGCCAGAAUUGUUAGUAAUUGACAGAACAAAUUCAAGUCGCGUGGAUGAGAAAACUGGUGUCAGUACAUUGUAUAAAGGUCCUCUAUCUCCUACAACUGCGAGGCCAAAUUCGUCCAUCUCUACGAGCAUGGUUACGACUACACCAGCUACAACUGGUACAAUGGCAAAACAACCAACGACCACGACGCGACCAAAGAUUACAGUCAAGAAACCAUGCAAAGGCGAAUGCGUUAGUGGAUUCUUUGCGCUUCUUUGUGACAAGGUGGAUGGAGAAGCUGAAUGUCCUGAUGAUGGAUCGUGUUGUAUCAUCGAUGCUUUUUUGAAAACGGAAACGACAACAGUUCGACCGACUACGAAAUCGCCACAGCCAACAUUACAACCAUGUCCUGGAUUUUGUUUGUUAACCAUUAUGGCAGCCUUUUGUGAACGGCCAAACCUGAUAAUACCAAAAACAACAACCUGUCAAUCUGGAUCCAUCUGUUGUGACAACACGAAAAGUUCACCGCAGAGAGUAAGCGUAGUGACACCAUCUUCUUCGUAUCAGACUCCAAGGCCAAGACCAAAGUCCACACCAAGGCCAUCGAUUACCACGGUUUCUUUACCACCAGAUCCUCGCCCAGAGUGUCCUGGUUCCUGCAUCGUUUCUUACUUAUCUUUCACUUGUUUCAGAAAUGCUGAACUGACGAAUUUGUUCAAAUGCAAGAAACAAGGACAUCAGUGUUGUGCACCAAAAUCAUUGAUCCGAGAAUUUAGCGGUGGAAAUUCGAGCGAGCCAAUUUUAAGUAACAGAAAUGAUACUAUGUAUGUCACAUCGAGACCGUACACAACGCCACUCACAACAACAAUAUAUGAAAUAACUACAAUGACAACAACCAUGAGAAGUCCUGUGUACAGUAAGUAUGUAUGUGGCGUAAAAGGAACUUCUCGUGGACCAAUUCAAACUCGUAGCUUGGACAGAGGAGCACGCGUUGUUGGCGGAGAAGAUGCAGAUGCGAACGAAUGGUGUUGGCAAGUUGCUUUAAUUAAUUCCCUCAACCAAUAUCUUUGUGGAGGUGCACUCAUCGGAACACAAUGGGUUCUUACAGCAGCACACUGCGUUACAAAUAUCGUGAGGUCUGGAGAUGCGAUUUACGUGAGGGUUGGCGAUCAUGACUUAACUAGAAAAUAUGGAAGUCCUGGUGCUCAGACUUUACGAGUGGCAACAACUUAUAUUCACCACAAUCAUAACAGCCAAACUUUAGAUAACGAUAUCGCACUAUUAAAGCUUCAUGGUCAAGCAGAGCUUAAAGACGGUGUUUGUCUUGUAUGUUUACCUGCACGAGGAGUUAGUCAUACAGCUGGCAAACGAUGUACUGUUACCGGUUACGGAUAUAUGGGAGAAGCUGGUCCAAUCCCUCUCAGAGUACGCGAAGCUGAAAUACCAAUCGUGAGCGAUGCUGAAUGUAUAAGAAAAGUGAAUGCUGUGACCGAAAAGAUCUUCAUUUUACCAGCAAGUAGUUUUUGCGCUGGUGGCGAACAAGGCAACGAUGCAUGCCAGGGUGACGGAGGAGGUCCUCUAGUAUGUCAAGAUGAUGGAUUCUACGAAUUGGCUGGCCUUGUUUCAUGGGGAUUUGGUUGCGGAAGACUGGAUGUUCCUGGCGUUUACGUCAAAGUUUCGGCGUUUAUUGGUUGGAUUAACCAAAUCAUUUCCGUUAAUAAUCUUUAGCUUUUUGUAUUCUAUUUAUAAAAAUUAAAAUACUUAUUGAUUAAGAGAACGUAUAGUACCUUAACGCGCUUGAUGAUGUAACAUCUUAUGUUACGUAUCUAGCAAAGAUUCCAAAAGGAAGUUUCUUUUGAUGUACGAUAAAUAAGAACUAAAUUCGCGCAAAAUUCGAAUUUUAUAAUGUUACAAUAUUUGUGACAUAUUUAACAUAAAUCAAGUUUUUACAAGGUAAAUAAAAUUUUGUUAUAUUAACAUAAUUUUACGUAGUAAGACAGUAAACUUCCAUUUGUUACAUUUUUUAAAUGCAUAUAAUUUCAAAUUUAAUCAUUUAAGGAUUACUUUCGUCAAAAAGGAAUAAUCAUUUGUAGCUCAAAACAAUGUUAACAUUAUUGAAAUUCUCGGAGAGAACUUAAGUUAGAGGCUUUCAAAGUACGAAAAGCAUACCAAAACUAAAAACGAUUAUUUAAUUUGUAAAUACCACGAUGAAAAGAAAUAAGUUUAGCGUUUUUCGGUUAUAUAAAUGUUUUCUUAUUUAUUAUGAUACAGUCGAAAGAUUAUUGUAGUUUAAACAAUUUUACAAUAUUUCUGAGAAAUUAAAUAUUGGUGAGAUAUAUUAAGAUUAAUUAAUGAUUUUUCUUCUAGUAAUCGUGCCAUCAAGUGCGUCAAUAAUAGGUGACAAUGGUAUUUUUUUACGCAACAUAUGGUUUUGAUUAAGUAGCCAACUAUUAUUAUUUAAUAGUAGGGACAGAUAUGCAUAUUAUUUAUUUAUAUAAAAUCGCUACUUGCAAGAGCCAAUUUCAUAGAAACGACAUGAUGUCAAAAAGUGUCAAGUAGCAAUGAUAAUGAAUUGCAAAGUUCGGAAGUUUGUUACUUACUAGUGAGCAGAAACAUCAAUUUCUAUUUUAAUUUUGUAUUUGAAUGGGAGCGAAUGCGUGUAUCUUUCCUAAUAUCACGUUGACAAUGAAUACUCUAACAUAAACGUUGGUUUGGGUAUCAGUAGAUCGUAAUCAGUAGAUUAGAGAAAAGAUACUUGCUUCAAGUUUUAAUUUUUAUUAAGCUUCUGGUAAAAAAUUUACAAGAUUUUUUUGAAAAAGGUUA